CGAACCCGCUAUAAAUACCGAAUGGAUCUUGUUUUAUGGUAUUUCGGGUUAUGGGUAUUAUCCGAACCGAACCCGAAAUUAAAUGGAUAUCCGAUAGAACCCGAAACAUUCAAAAUGCCAAAAAAGAACGUGUACCAAACAUGAUCUCAAUUCCUGAUAUGUAGCCAAAAUACACUAAGAUAUUAUUAAACAUCUACAAUAACUAUCUACUAUAUGAAGGUUGAUGGUUGAAAGUGGCGGUUGAGGCUUGAAAUUUUUAGAUUUUGGUUUUAUUUUCAUUGAAUAAUUUUUUUCAUUUCAUGAGAACUUAAUUUUUUGUUUUAUGAUUUCAUUUAUUGGUUUUUUUUCUAUCAAUAACAACGUAUACCUUUCGUCUGACUUUGAAUGAUCAUGUUUGAUGUUUUUUUCUUAUUUUUGAAUCGAUUUUACUUAUGUUUUGGUUACAGAAUAAGUAAAAAUCAAGUAUUUUAAACCCGAAAAACCGAUUUUACUUAUGUUUUGGUUAUAAAAUAGGUAUAAAUCAAGUACUUUAAAACCGAAGAACCGGUUGGAACCCAAAACCCGAAAGUACACCGGGUUGUACCGGUUCUUUGAAGAUUUACUAUCCCCGAUCCGAACCCGAUAAAAUCCGAACCGGUCCCGAACCGAAUUUUUAUAUAAUCCGAAUGGGGCUGAUUUUGAUAAACCCGAAAAACCGAGACCCGAUUGGACAAAACCGAAACCCGAUUGGGACCCCAAAUGCCCAGGCCUACUAAAAAUCAUUGAAAUAGUUGGGAGGAAAGUAUAGCAAAAAAAAAAAGCCAAGCAUAGAAGUAGUGAUGUUUCAGUUCUAAAUAUGUAUGAACAUAUAAAUGCAAACACUCACAUGCACCCGAGAGAUUGGUGUAGCUAUUAGAUCAGACUAGACAGGAAAAUAUACAAACAUAAUAAUACACAGGCAUGGAGGGGCCAAAUGGUUUGUGCUAAUCAAAGAAUGUUAAGGAAAUGGGACCCUCCAGUAAUUUUAUACUGUGUAGAGAGAAUAUGUACUAAACUUGUUGAAGGAGACAAUAUGAAAAUAUUCCUUAUCAUCUUUUAAAGCAAAACAAAUUUCCCAACAAAAACUUUCAUUUGUUUGAUAUCUUAAACUAAAGGCUUACUUACUCGACUGAGUAAAAAAGUAUCUGUAAACAAAUAACAUUCUUCAAACAUAGCUAGAUAAGCCCUUUUAACAUCAGUAACAUGUGACUAAAAGUCUUGCCAAAAUCAUUAGACUCAUCAUAAUGUACCUAGAGAAAGAAAAUUACUCUAUGAACAAAGAACAAAAACAAUCCAGACGAAUGAAAAGCAUUGAGAAUAUUCUGAGAGAGAAAGGUUAGAGCUGUGACUAUGAAAAUAUCAAGGAAUAAGAAAAGAGUUGAUUCCACAGCCAAGUAAACAAAUAAAAGUUAGGAAAAAAAAAUCAGGGAAUAAGAUACUUCCCUCUGCCAGAAUGGCUAGAGAAUGCGCAUAUGAUGCAUUAAUUGUGGAUCAAUUCUGGUAUCUAAUUGGGGUUGAAAAGUUGUAGUCCAUAGGAAUCAAUCAAUACAUGAAAGAAAGAAAAAGAUCAUCUAGAAACAAAAGCAUAUAUAACACUUGAAACGAUAAGGACACAACUAACAAAGCAUCGAUUGGACCAGUUAUUCAUAUUCCAUACCUUAAUCAUCGUUUCUCUAAUUUGCCCUCCUUUUUCUCCAUUCAACUUCCUAUAUAAAGCAAAGUUGCACCAAAGCAACCUGAUAAAAUAUAAAGAACAAGUAAGACUUAGCAACAAAAACAUCUUCCUUAGUUGUUGGAGUUUACACCCUUUGGAAAUUCCGAGAGAAGAGUUCAGAUCGUGUCAGACUUUAUGUAUUACCAAAACCAGCACCAAGGAAAGAGCAUCCUCUCUUCUUCAAGAAUGCACUUAGCUUCUGAGAGGCAUCCUUUCCUUAGAGGAGGGAACAGUCCAGGAGAUUCUGGUCUCAUCCUUUCAACCGAUGCAAAGCCACGCUUAAAAUGGACUCCUGAUCUUCAUGAGAGAUUCAUUGAAGCAGUUAAUCAACUCGGUGGAGCUGAUAAAGCAACUCCUAAAACAAUCAUGAAAGUCAUGGGUAUUCCAGGGCUUACCUUAUACCAUCUCAAAAGUCAUCUUCAGAAAUACAGACUGAGCAAGAAUCUCAACGGACAAGCUAACAGCGGCUUAAACAAAAUAGGUAUGAUGACCAUGAUAGAAGAAAAGAGCCCUGAUGCAGAUGAAAUUCAAAGCGAGAGUUUAAGCAUUGGACCACAGCCAAACAAGAACUCACCUAUAGGUGAAGCACUGCAAAUGCAAAUAGAGGUCCAAAGAAGGCUUCAUGAGCAACUUGAGCGACAUUUGCAGCUCAGGAUAGAGGCUCAAGGGAAGUACUUGCAAUCAGUUUUGGAGAAGGCACAAGAGACUCUCGGUAGACAGAACCUGAGUCCAGCUGGGAUCGAAGCUGCCAAAGUUCAGCUCUCGGAGUUAGUAUCCAAAGUAUCAGCAGAGUACCCAAACACUAGCUUCCUAGACCCAAAAGAGUUUCAAAACCUAUGCCCACAACAGAUGCAAACAGCUUAUCCACAGGAUAGUUGCUUGACAUCGAGCGAGGGAGCUCAGAAAAACCCUAAAAUGCUAGGGCUAAGAACAUAUCUUGGUGAUUCAACAUCCGAGCAGAAAGAGGUUAUUGAAGAACCAUUGUUCCAAAGAAUGGAGCUCACGUGGAAUGAAGGUUUGAGAGGAAAUCCAUAUCUUUCAACAAUGGUUACGGACGCAGAACAAAGAGUCUCAUAUUCAGAGAGAAGUCCAUCUACACUGACAAUGGGAGUAGGGAUGCACGGACACAGAGGUCAUCAGCAAGGCAGCAAUGAGUAUAAUAAAGACGAAAGAUUCAAUGACAAGAGCGAGGAUCAUAAGCUUGAAACACAAAGCACAAAGACAGAGCUAGAUCUUAACACACAUGUUGAAAACUGUUGUACAACGCGGCCGAAACAGUUCGACUUGAAUGGUUUUAGCUGGAACUGAAAGGGAUUUAACCAAAGGGUUAAAGAUACAUCUUUGAAUCAAGAUUCUUGAGGAUAAUGUAACGCACUAUUCAUUGUUAUUAGCUCAUAUAUACAGAGAAGUUUUCCUAA
Molecule: messenger RNA, 3150 nt
Organism: Brassica rapa (field mustard)
Lineage: Eukaryota; Viridiplantae; Streptophyta; Magnoliopsida; Brassicales; Brassicaceae
Product: myb-related protein 2
Molecular function (GO): DNA binding; DNA-binding transcription factor activity
Source: RefSeq, a predicted model, not a curated record